Messenger RNA from Vanessa tameamea, 1512 nucleotides. Its product is annotated as galactose mutarotase-like. Lineage: Eukaryota; Metazoa; Arthropoda; Insecta; Lepidoptera; Nymphalidae. Gene Ontology annotation, biological process: beta-D-galactose catabolic process via UDP-galactose, Leloir pathway; glucose metabolic process. The transcript is spliced from 9 exons. Bases 88 to 1512 code for a protein of 474 amino acids. The record is from RefSeq and is a predicted model, not a curated record. Gene Ontology annotation, molecular function: carbohydrate binding; aldose 1-epimerase activity.
AAUUGAUCAAAAUUUCUUGUGAAAAAUAUUUUUUAUAAAAAUUUAUAAAUUUUUGUUAAAAUUAAAAAACCAUAAUUCACUUUUAUAAUGGCUGAAGAAGCUGAAGUAAAGGCAAGUGGAGAUACAGUUUCAAUCACUAAACCAGAUAUGGACGAGCCCAAACCUGUAAAAACUCCAGAUGUAGAACUUGUGAUUGACGGUUUUGGUUUCAUGCCUAAAGACUAUGAUACUUUAAUCAAAUCCAAAGGAUCUUCUAUACUUAAAAAGUUGUCUACAGUAGCAAAAGAAAGUAAACCCAGUAAGCCAGAACACAGCCCUUGCGCUUCGAGUUCAAACAUCGAUAUAGUCAGACGGUAUACCUGGAAGACAAAGAACAGAAUGACAGUUCAGGUGAUAACCUAUGGCGCUACAAUUACAUCAAUUCAAGUUCCUGACAAAAAAGGUGUCCCAGACGACGUCAUAGCCGGAUUUGAUACUUUAGAGGAAUACUUCCAACCAAGAAAUCCAUAUUUUGGUGCGACAAUAGGACGAUACGCAAACUUUAUUCGUGAUGGAAGUGUGAUAGUUAAGCCGUCUGGUAGAGUGUUUAUGCUUAGCACAAAUCGAGGUCACAACCAUUACAAUGGAGGCCAUAUUGGAUUUGACAAGGUUAAUUGGCGUUCGUACGUAACUGGAAAUACAGUAAUUAUGACCCACGUGUCCGAGCGAUUCCAUGAAGGUUAUCCAGGUACAUUGAUGGCACAGGUCAUGUUCGAAGUCACCUGCGACAAUACUCUCAAAAUCGAAAUGAAAUGUACCACGAGUGAUCCGACUAUUGUUAAUUUAAGUAGUGCUCCUUAUUUCAAUCUGGCUGGACAUCAUUGUGGUCCGGAAGUUAUGUACGAUCACAUCUUCACCGUGAACGCCGAUAAGUACACAGCUGUGGACGAUGAUGGAUUAGUUACAGGUCAGAAGAAUAUUGUUGGUGGGACAGCGUACGAUUUUAGAGUGCCAAGAGUGUUAAGGACAAUGAUACCAAAAAUACCGAUGGGAGGUUAUGAUAUUAAUUAUUGCAUCACGCAAGGAACGGAACAAGACUUAACUUUCCAUGCUCGGUGUCUUCAUCCGUUGACCGGGAGAGUUCUAGAGGUGUACAGCAACCAGCCUGGUAUGCAGUUCUACACGGGAAAUCUUCUACCAGAUCCAGAUAAAAUUGUUGAGGAACCCGCCGGUGAUGAAGAAGAAAAGACUGAGUCUGAUAGUGGGAGUGAGUCUAGCAGCGACGAAUCUAGUUUGAAAGACGAAGAGGCGAAUGAAGAAGAAAGCGAGGGCAAAAAAAGCUACGGUUAUGUACCAUUAAUGGGGAAAAAUGGGACAUGCUAUAGAAAACAUGGCCUAUUUUGUGUCAUGCCUCAAAAUUAUCCAGAUGCCGUUAACCAUAAAAACUUCCCAAACUCUGUGCUGAAUCCAGGCGAAGUAUAUGUUCACAAGAUACAAUACAAAUUUGGUAUUCUACUUGGGAAAUAUGUCUAA